This is a messenger RNA of Leptidea sinapis, 2976 nucleotides long. RefSeq lists its product as uncharacterized. The transcript has 10 exons. NCBI's taxonomy places the organism in Eukaryota, Metazoa, Arthropoda, Insecta, Lepidoptera, Pieridae. Bases 238 to 1782 code for a protein of 514 amino acids. The record is from RefSeq and is a predicted model, not a curated record.
GCAACAUUAGUGCUGUGUAUAUCUUAUAAGUGAAAUUGAAUGGAUCUAGUGAAUAGUUCAAUGUGUUUAUAAUAUGUACUGGGCAUUGUUGAAAUAGAGUUUUUGUUUGAUUAUUAUUUUAAUUGUUUAAUUGUUGAAUAAUUAUGCAGUACAACAAUUUUGGAGGAGCUUUUGAAGAAGCUUGACGUAGACCAGGCUGCCUGGAUUGGUGACAGAGCCGGUAAUUACUAUGAAGUUAUGUUCCCCCUGGCCGCUGGAGACAAGUGUGAGACAAUGCUGCACUGUCUAACACAACUUGGUAUUGGAGUGCGCUGCAAAUCUAUAGUUAGUGUUCUGCCCUGCAAUGUCGUUCACUCGGCUCACGAAAACUUCAUUGAAGAUGACGAAGAUAUCAUGAGGAGAAAUGAAAAUGCAACGCGAUGGCGACAGUUCGUGGAGUCGAUCAGAUCAAAGUUGACAGUGAAACAAGUGGUGGACGGAGUUCGGGGUGGGGGGGAGCUCUCGUUUGACUAUCUCACACUUAUCAUCACCGCAGACUCUCUAGCAGCUUUGGGCCUGGUUGAAAAUAAUGCAUCAAAUAUAGUGGCAGCCAUGUUGGUUUCUCCGCUCAUGGGUCCGGUCAUGUCAAUCACAUUCGGAACUAUAAUAGCUGACAGAUCCCUCGUCAGGAGCGGCUUCGAGAGUCUCAUCAUUGGGAUGCUAGUGUCAUUGCUGUUUGGAUUCAUCUUCGGACUUAUCCUUGGAACCACUGAGAUGCCAUGGGGUUAUGGGGACUGGCCGACAGAAGAAAUGAAGGCUAGAGGUAACGUGCGGUCUCUGUGGAUGGGAGUCCUGUGGGCUUUGACUUCUGGCACUGGAGUGGCGUUGGCCCUGCUGCAGGGUAGUGCUGGUCCACUUAUCGGCAUUGCUAUCUCCGCGUCACUUCUACCUCCGGUUGUUAACUGUGGUCUGUUUUGGGCGUUAGCUUGUAUAUGGCUGCUAUAUCCUGGGGUAAAAAUACCACAUCUGAAAGGCGAGAGCUAUGCCGGCAACUCAACGUACGAACCUCUAUACCACGAUUACUUACCAAUUGAAUUCGCUGUUAAUGGCAUCGUCAGUUGUUGCCUCACUGUGGUCAAUGUUAUUUGCAUUUUCAUUACGGCGAUACUAUUCCUGAAGAUAAAAGAAGUUGCAGCACCGUACACUUCAAGUCCAGACUUGAGACGAUUCUGGGCCCGAGAUAUCAAAGUAGCCCGUGACGCUAACAAAGCAAACCUCAAAGCUGAAGACGAUGAACGGACUGAGUUAAUAUUAGAAGAUUUAAAUCUAGCCACGGACAGCAAUGAGGAUAUAAGAGAAAAAUUAGAAGCGGCUGUACAAGAAGCACUCAAUGAUGAAACGUAUCGAAAAGUAAAGAGAAUGAGUUACCAGAGCCAUAACGCUGAUGCGGUCGCAAGAUCUAUAGGCCUUCAAGCACGAACACCGACAUCAGUGAGAUCCAGCGUUUCUGGAACUCUACCGCCCCAGAACAUUCAAAAAGGUUCUAAUAUACACGACAUAGCGACGCUGGACAAAAUUUUAACAUCACUACUCGGUCUGCAGAAGCGAAGAUCAUUUCGGUCACAUUUGGGAACACCCCGAGCAAGCAGGAUGCCAACACUAGAUGAGUUGGCUCCGAACAGACGCUCGGAAUCAUGGCCAGAAGGGAUCUAUGAGGGUUCUAUUGUUCGCAACGUUCUUCACAGCUUGAGAAACAGUAAACAGAACUCGGCUUCAGAAGAACACUUUUUGACUCCGAAAUAAGUCGGAGUCUGUUUGGCAAAAUAACCCAUUAGUAUUCUUACAUUACUAUUCUCAUGCAUAUUUAUUCUACAAGUAGAACAUCAUCGCGAUCAAUAGGCGACACAGGUGGAAACACGGAAGAAAAAGAAGGUUAAUGAUACCACUGAUUGUGAAUGGAGUGACCGCCCUCAGGCUAUUAAAUAAUAAGUUUAAUUGUACAAUAUUACUUUGUAAACGUAUUUUUUCGAUGGAAAAAAAAGCCCGCUGAGUUUGUUGCACCCGUUCUUCUCAGGUCUGAGGCAUUAAUUUUGGAAUGGGUGGUAGUUUUUGACUUUCAAUAAGUGUAGGACAUCACUUUUUGAAUAAAAAUAUUUGAAUUUGAAAUUUGAUCACCACGGGAUUUGCAGUGCAUGUGAAUGCGUACUGUGCAGUCAGGUUUAGCACCUCUGAGUUAUUAAAUCAUAACAAUAAUAAAAUAAUUUUGUAUUUUCUUUGACUAUCGCGAGUGUAAAACAUUUAUUUAAAUAAAAUACUUUUUAAAGCUCAAAACUUUCGCGUGCUGUAAUUUGCAUUUUUACAUUAGGUUUCUGAGUAGGUUACAUUUUUAUUAUUUAUUUAUUUGCAGGAUCAGGGGGGUUGCCAAUAAUUUUCUUUCAAUCUGCCUUUUAUUAAAUUGUAAAUUAAUUUCAAUGUAAAGGUUAAUUAUGUUGUGUUCAUGUUAUGGUUGUGUCAGUGACUUUUUGGUAAAAAUGACACAGAAGUUUACGUCUCAUAUAGAUUUGAUAUUAGCGAAGCUACGAACAAAGAGAACCGAUUGAAGAUUGGUUCAUAGAUACAAUGUCGACAACCCUACGCGUCUCGCUCUAUAGGAUUUAAAUCUGCCGAAAUCAACGCUAGUAUGUUAGAUGUUCUACUUAAACAGGGGCGCGCUUCGACUACUUUUCCAUUUUACUGUAACAAAAACAUUUCUGGGUUUCUUGCUCCCAUUCUUAUCAGGUCUGAGGCAGUCUCUUUUGAAUGGGUGGUAUUUUAUGACGUUCAAUAAGUGAUUUUGAAUCCUAUUUUGAAUAAAAUUUUUGAAUUUGAAUUUAUCAAUCUGUUGUCAUCUUUAAAUAUUAUAAUUUUAAGCAACUGUUUAAUAAUCUAAUAGGUACCUACACUGUGUUUAUUAUCAUGAUAAGCAUUUUUCUAUCAGUCCACGUCAUCGAAAACAAU